Messenger RNA from Emiliania huxleyi CCMP1516, 1317 nucleotides. RefSeq lists its product as hypothetical. The annotation marks the transcript as partial. Gene Ontology annotation, cellular component: cytosol. The record is from RefSeq and is a predicted model, not a curated record. Gene Ontology annotation, molecular function: zinc ion binding; guanine deaminase activity. The transcript is spliced from 2 exons. Gene Ontology annotation, biological process: guanine metabolic process. NCBI's taxonomy places the organism in Eukaryota, Haptophyta, Isochrysidales, Noelaerhabdaceae.
CUGCGCGGCACGCUAGCGCAUGCCACGUCGCCGUCCACAAUCGAGGUAUUGCGCGAUGCGCUCGUCGUCGUCACUGAUGGCGUUAUCACCAAUAUUGUGCAAGGCGCCGACGCUGAUGCACUGCAAUCGACGUUGCAUGACGUCACGCAACUCGCCGAGGAUAGCAUUCUAUUACCUGGCUUCGUGGAUACUCAUGUGCACCCGGCGCAGGUCACGUUUGCCGGGAGCGGCACUGACCGACCGCUGCUCGGCCCAACCGGCUGGCUAGAGUGCUACACCUAUCCCGCCGAGCGCGCCUGGGCCGACCCGACGGUUGCGGCGGAGGUUUCGGGCGCGGUCGUGCGCCGCGCGCUCAAGCACGGAUGCACGACCGCCGUUUACUUUGGCACAAUCCACCUCGAGGGCACUCUCAAGCUCGUCGACGCGUGCCUUGAGCAAGGCCUGCGCGCCGUCGUCGGCAAGGUGUGCAUGGACCGCUGCUCGCCGGCCGACUAUGUCGAGUCCACCGAGGCGUCGCUGAGCGAUAUGGAGGCCUUCGUGCAGGCGACGAUCGCCAAGGCGGAGGUCGCACAUCCGAAUGGGCCGCUCGUCCACCCGGCGCUCACGCCGCGUUUCAUCCCGACGUGCAGCACCGCGCUGCUCGCGGGUCUCGGCGAGAUCGCCCGCAAGUACAAUGGCAGUGAUGGGGGCGACGGCGGCUCGCGCGCCAACAAGGUCUUCGUGCAGUCGCACAUCGCCCAAUCGGCCGACCAGCUCGCCUUUGUGGAGCAGCUGCACCCGGGCCAGCGCGACGCGGCGCUCUUCGACGCCGCCGGGCUGCUCACCGACCGCUGCGUCCUUGCCCACGCCAUGCAUCUCGACGAGAGCGAGCUGCAGCUCAUCGCCCGCCGCAAGUCGGCGCUCGCCUUCUGCCCGCUGAGCAACGUCUUCCACACGGAGAAGCCCGCGUCCACCCUCGACGCGCCGAACGCGUGGCGCUGCGGAUGUAACGUCGGACUCGCGACGGACACCGCCGGCGGCUACGCCCCGUCGAUGCUCCACGCGUGCCGCACGGCAGUCAUCGCCUCGCGCUGCCUGCACAAGGACACGACCGUCGACUGGAAGUACGCCUUCUGGCUUGCGACGCGCGGCGGCGCCGCGGCCCUCAGCAUGCCCAUCGGAGGCUUCGAGGUCGGCAAUGAGUUUGACGCGCAGCUCGUCGACCCGUCCGCCGGCGACCCGCCGGAGGAGGCGAUGGCGCUGGGCGUGCUCGAAAAGUAUGUCAACCUCGGCGACGACCGCAACGUCGCGGCCGUGUGGGUGCGUGGAAAGCAGGUG